GAGGCGUAGGUGGGCUAUCCAUACAAACAUGGGAAUAUCAUGCCCAACCCGAUGCCAUUAUUGUUCGCUACAUUUCUGAUUCUUUCUCGCUCACACUUGCGACACCUUCAACACAAGAACAAUAAUCAUCUGUGGCGUUGCGAUAUCUCUCCCUUUCCCAAACUCAAUAUAUCGCCAAAAUUCCUGGAUUUGGUAUUGACUGCACCGGUGUUGGUGUUGGUGGUUGGGAGUUAGCUUAUUAGAAGAAGAUUCACAGAGAAGUUUUUCUGCAUCUGCUGUUGUUGUAUUGCAUUGAAGGAAAUGGAGUUGCGAAUACCCUUCAUCUGCCGCUGUGUUUUCCUUUUUGUCAUCGUCUUUGCUCAAGUAGUCAAUGCUUUUUAUCUCCCCGGAAGCUAUAUGCACACUUACUCAAAUAAAGAUCUCAUAUAUGCUAAAGUUAAUUCGUUGACUUCGAUUGAAACUGAGCUUCCCUACAACUACUACAGCCUCCCUUACUGCCAGCCGGAUGGCGGCAUAAAGAAAAGUGCUGAGAAUCUUGGAGAACUUCUGAUGGGAGAUCAGAUCGAUAACUCACCGUACCGAUUCCAGAUGAAUGUUAAUGAGACGCUUUACCUCUGCACUACGCCCCUGUUGAAUGAGCACGAGGUGAAGUUACUCAAACAAAGGGCACGGGAUCUGUAUCAAGUGAAUAUGAUCCUUGACAACUUGCCUGUUAUGAGGUUUACCAACCAAAAUGGGGUUACAAUCCAGUGGACAGGGUUCCCUGUUGGAUACACUCCAUCUGAUGGCAGUGAAGAUUACAUCAUUAACCACCUUAAGUUCACUGUCUUGGUUCAUGAAUAUGAAGGAAGUGGGGUUGAAAUUGUGGGGACUGGCGAGGAAGGUUUGGGUAUUAUUUCAGAAUCUGACAAUAAAAAGGCAUCAGGUUAUGAAAUAGUUGGUUUUCAGGUUGUACCUUGUAGUAUUAAAUAUGAUCUGGAAGUCAUGACAAAGCACAAGAGGUAUGAUACUCUUUCUCCUAUAAGUUGCCCGGCUGAGCUUGACGAGUAUCAAGUGAUAAGAGAGAAGGAAAGGAUAUCAUUCACAUAUGAGGUUGAAUUUGUGAAAAGUGAUAUAAGAUGGCCAUCACGUUGGGAUGCUUAUUUGAAGAUGGAGGGUUCCCGAGUUCAUUGGUUCUCAAUCUUAAAUUCACUUAUGGUUAUUUCUUUCCUGGCCGGUAUUGUUUUUGUCAUUUUCCUAAGAACUGUGAGAAGGGACUUAACGAGGUAUGAGGAACUGGACAAAGAGACUCAAGCUCAGAUGAACGAGGAGCUCUCUGGAUGGAAACUUGUUGUGGGUGAUGUGUUUAGGGAGCCUGAUUGCUCGAAGCUUCUCUGUGUGAUGGUUGGAGAUGGGAUUCAAAUUCUUGGAAUGGCUGGUGUUACUAUUGUUUUUGCAGCACUUGGCUUCAUGUCACCCGCGUCCCGAGGAAUGCUACUAACAGGGAUGAUCGUCUUAUAUCUUAUCCUGGGAAUUGCUGCAGGCUAUGUCAGCGUUCGUGUAUGGAGGACCAUUAAGGGAACAACAGAAGGGUGGAGAUCAAUUUCCUGGUUGGCUGCUUGUUUUUAUCCUGGAAUUGCUUUCAUUAUUCUUACAGUACUGAAUUUUAUUCUAUGGAGCAGUAACAGUACUGGUGCCAUACCGAUUUCCUUGUAUUUUGAGCUGUUCUUCCUCUGGUUCUGCAUUUCUGUACCUCUUACCCUCAUUGGAGGAUUUAUGGGGACAAAAGCUCAGCCAAUUGAAUAUCCUGUACGCACUAACCAGAUUCCAAGGGAAAUUCCUGCACGUAAAUACCCAUCGUGGCUUCUUGUUCUUGGUGCUGGAACUCUUCCAUUUGGAACCCUCUUCAUUGAGCUUUUCUUCAUCCUUUCCAGUAUUUGGCUUGGGAGGUUCUAUUAUGUGUUUGGUUUCCUGUUGGUAGUUCUUCUAUUGCUAAUUGUUGUUUGUGCUGAAGUGUCUGUGGUCCUCACUUAUAUGCAUCUCUGUGUGGAAGACUGGCGGUGGUGGUGGAAGGCAUUCUUCGCAUCAGGUUCUGUGGCUCUUUACGUCUUCUUAUACUCCAUUAACUACUUGGUGUUCGACCUGCGGAGUUUGAGUGGACCUGUCUCAGCUACCCUUUACCUUGGUUAUUCACUACUCAUGGCCAUUGCAAUCAUGUUGUCUACCGGCACCAUCGGCUUCCUUAUGUCAUUCUACUUUGUGCAUUACUUGUUCUCAUCAGUAAAGAUAGAUUGAGGUUCUUGCUGUCAUUGCAUAUUAACUAUGCAAAAGAUUAAUUGAUAUAACUUCCGCUGAGUCCUUGUAGCUUGAUCACAUUGCGGAGUAGGGCAACGGAUGUUUCAUUCAUUGUCUGAUUUUAUAUUGCGAUGGGAUCUGCAGUUUGUUCUCCUUCUUCUUGUUUCCCAAAGUAGUGUACUCAUUCAAGUAUUCUGCUAGUGUUUGAGAUCAUUAUGUUUCAAGUGUUUUAGUUAAGAGUUUCUUUAGAAGGUUUGUAAUUCAAAACUGUCUUAUCUCAUUUCAAUACUGUAGAAAAAUGAUGUUAGAUAGAUAUAUGCUUUCAGAACUCGUUCUGAUGUUCAUUGUGCUUCUGGGUAUUUAAUAUUUUUAGCUUCUUUGGGUUAAAGGAUGGGAAAAUGACUUAGUAUAGGUUAGGGAAAGUGACUUAGUAUUUUAUUUAAACUAACUGUCCGCUCAAUUUUGGCUUUUAUAA
Messenger RNA from Glycine soja, 2749 nucleotides. RefSeq names its product transmembrane 9 superfamily member 12-like. Bases 301 to 2274 code for a protein of 657 amino acids. The record is from RefSeq and is a predicted model, not a curated record. The transcript has 2 exons. Lineage: Eukaryota; Viridiplantae; Streptophyta; Magnoliopsida; Fabales; Fabaceae. Gene Ontology annotation, cellular component: membrane. Gene Ontology annotation, biological process: protein localization to membrane.